AGACUCGGAAGAGCACCAUUAUCUACAAACUCUGCCACACUUCCGUGAGUCUCUUGAGUCCUUGCGCCUCAGCAAAACCUGGAAAAACAAGCAGCCGAGGAUACUAGUAUACAGCUGAUCCUACGCGAUGAACUCUGCAACCGCAAGCAAAUCGACCUCACGUCUCCUCGCAGCUGACAACCUGCAAAAUCUUCUGGAUUCCGUGGAUGCAUUCCUCUUCGACUGCGAUGGAGUCAUUUGGAAAGGCGAUGAGCUCAUCGAUGGCGUCGCGCAGACGCUGGACUUUCUUCGAUCAAAGGGAAAGAAGCUGGUGUUCGUUACGAACAAUUCCACAAAAUCAAGAAGGCAAUACGCCCAAAAGUUCCGUUCCGUCGGCAUUUCUGUCACUGAGGAUGAAAUGUUCUCCUCCUCAUUUGCGGCCGCUAUGUUCUUGAAGGUUAAUAAUUUUCCCAAGGAUAAGAAGGUUUAUGUAAUAGGUGAGGAAGGCAUAUUAGAGGAGCUGAAGCUUGCUGGAUUCACAGGUCUUGGUGGCCCUGAAGAUGGCAAAAAAACAGCCGAACUCAAACCAAAUCAUCUCUUUGAACACGAUAAGAGUGUUGGAGCUGUUGUGGUUGGAUUAGACCGUUACAUUAAUUAUUACAAGCUUCAAUAUGGAACCCUUUGCAUUCGUGAGAAUCCAGGAUGCCUAUUCAUAGCUACCAACCGUGAUGCAGUAGGGCACAUGACUAAUUUACAAGAAUGGCCUGGUGCUGGAUGCAUGGUUGCAGCUAUCUGUGGGACAACCGAGAAGGAGCCUAUUGUAGUUGGAAAACCAUCCACUUUUCUAAUGGACUUUUUAAUAGAAAAAUUUCAUAUCAGUUGCUCCAGGAUGUGUAUGGUUGGUGAUAGAUUAGACACUGAUAUUUUGUUUGGACAGAAUGCUGGGUGUAAAACUCUCCUUGUUCUUUCAGGUGUGACAAAUCUAACAACUCUUCAAGACGAUUCAAAUAAGAUAAUACCAGAUUACUACACAAGCAAGGUCUCAGAUAUUUUUGAGUUCAUGGGGCCAUAGAUAGAUCAGUGAUCAGCAUUCUUUGUUUAUGCUGGUUAAAAAAUUUGAGAAUGUUCUUAGCAAAGGAAGAUCUCGAAUUUGAGGAGUAGGUGCAAUUUAAACUGGACAAUAAACACGGGAAAGGUAUGUAUUUCUUCUACCUUUUCCCCAAAAAAAAAAAAAAAAAAAAAAAAAAGGUAGAAGAAGAAGAAGAAGAAGAAAGAUUUGACUAAAUUUGGUGGAAAUAAGUAGUUGUUGAGUUUCUAUGAACUGUUUUUUCUCCAUCUUGGUACGAGAGAACUGAUGCGGAUUAGUGUUUGUUUGGUUCUCAUAUAUCCACAAGACAACAAUCGCCUAUUUUUAAAGUAGUUUACGCUGCUAUGGUAGGAAUUUUAGAAGCUUUCUAUUUUCGACUUAAAAGAUACUGAUGGCUGGUGAAAAUAAUACCCAAUUUUCACUAUAUAUAUAUAUAUAGGUAUGUAUUUUUUUGGUUCUUUUCCAAGAUUAAUGUAAUAAAUGGUUAUGCACUGCCAAUGACUUUUAUAAA
Molecule: messenger RNA, 1577 nt
Organism: Ziziphus jujuba (common jujube)
Lineage: Eukaryota; Viridiplantae; Streptophyta; Magnoliopsida; Rosales; Rhamnaceae
Product: phosphoglycolate phosphatase 2
Exons: 11
Coding region: 128-1051 (307 amino acids)
Molecular function (GO): phosphatase activity
Source: RefSeq, a predicted model, not a curated record